AUGGCCCAGCUUCUGACGGUCACGGUCACCCUGGGUUGCAUCAGCCUCCUUUACCUGCAGCUCCCGGGCGUCCUGUCUGGCGGCCUGGGCGUGGGCUUGCGACCCGCACGCCCCAGGCAGCCCCCAGCCCGGACUUCCGGUGGCCUGCAGUCCCCUGCACACCGACCUGUGUUUUGGAAGCAUCACCAGACCCUUCAGCCACAGGGGAGGUCCCACCUGGCCCCCACUAUGGGUCGGCCUCUUCAGGGUGGUGGCUCACGACAAUCAGGUCCCCGGCGACACUUGGGCCCCCAGAGACACUUGGGUCCCCGAAGGCCCCAAGCCCAGCUCCUACGGGUGGGCUGUGUGCUGGGCACCUGCCAGGUGCAGAACCUCAGCCACCGCCUGUGGCAGCUUGUAAGGCCAGCUGGUCGGCAGGACUCAGCUCCUGUGGACCCCAGUAGCCCCCACAGCUAUGGUUGA
Molecule: messenger RNA, 462 nt
Organism: Castor canadensis (American beaver)
Lineage: Eukaryota; Metazoa; Chordata; Mammalia; Rodentia; Castoridae
Gene: Adm2
Product: adrenomedullin 2
Biological process (GO): adenylate cyclase-activating G protein-coupled receptor signaling pathway; positive regulation of heart rate; regulation of systemic arterial blood pressure
Source: RefSeq, a predicted model, not a curated record